This is a messenger RNA of Papaver somniferum (opium poppy), 1410 nucleotides long. RefSeq lists its product as uncharacterized. The coding region runs from base 1 to 1410 and encodes 469 amino acids. Gene Ontology annotation, molecular function: RNA-DNA hybrid ribonuclease activity; nucleic acid binding. NCBI's taxonomy places the organism in Eukaryota, Viridiplantae, Streptophyta, Magnoliopsida, Ranunculales, Papaveraceae. The transcript has 2 exons. The record is from RefSeq and is a predicted model, not a curated record.
AUGGGUAUUCUCCAAGCUGUGGAUGCCAGAAUUACUAUCUGGCUACAUAAGCUCCUUUCUCAGGCUGCUAGAACUACUCUGGUCAAACACAUUGGUCAAGCCAUUCCUCUUUUUCAUAUGGGUGCUUUCUUAGUCCCAAAACAUCUCUGUAGACAGAUGGAUGCUCACCUUUGUAAAUUCUGGUGGGGAGAGACCCUAGACCCAAAAGAUAGGAAGCUCCAUCUUUUGGGUUGGGAUACUCUUUGCUCUCCUAAAUCUGAAGGUGGUUUGGGAUUUAGAAAGGCUGAAAUAAACAAUCUAGCUAUGUUAGCCAGGAAUGCCUGGAAAAUUAUUGAAAACCCUGAUUGCAUGUUAGCCAAGACUUUAAAAGCUAAAUACUUUCCUAGAACUGAUUUUCUAAAUGCUAGGUGUCCGGAUAAGUGUUCUUGGACAUGGAGAUGCUUACAUGCUAUAAAAGAGUUGAUAAAACCUUUUAUUUCCUGGACUGUUGGAGAUGGAAAGUUCAUUGAUCCUUGGUGUGAUAAAUGGAUUCCAUCUUUGGGUUCUGCAACCCCCAACCCUCUUGUCCCGCCUGAUCCCAGUAUCAAAGUUGACUACUUCAUUGAUGAGAACACUAGAACCUGGAAUGUGUCCAGACUUAACACCCACUUUGAUGAUGCCUCUGUUAAGAAGAUUAAAAAUUUCCAUCAUUGGCUUAUGCUUUGGCUUCUGGAUCAAAAUUCCAGACUGCCUGAUGACUCUCAAGGUCUUUUUUUUGCUAUCCUUUGGUCUCUUUGGACUAGUAGAAACAACUUGAUUUUUCAAAAUUUAUCUGAAAAUCAUAAUGUUGUUAUAGAAAGAGCCAGAGCCAUGUUACUCACCAGGAAAAUUAUCCCUAUUGUUACCACUACUACCCCUAUAGUUCUAAGUGACAAAUGGAUGCCCCCUUCGUUUGGUUGGAUAAAAUGUAACACAUAUCGAGCAUUUGAUGACAUUACUGGAGAAAAUGGUGCAGGUUAUGUGAUGAGAGAUUUCACUAGUAAAGCUUCUUUCUGUGCUGCUAUAGUGUUUGAAGUUUCAUCUGCAGAAGAAGCGGAAGCUAGAGCUAUCUGGGGAGUUCUAAAGAAAGCAGUGGAUAAGAAGGUGAUGCAUAUCAUCACAGAAAAAGAUGCAAAAAAACUGGUGGAACAAUUUUCUUUUGGACUUUUUGAUGGUGAUUCUAGUACGGAUGCCAUAUUCAAAGACAUUAAAUUGUAUUCUUCUAAGUUAUCAUCUUGUAUUUUUAGUUUUAAACCUAGAACUUGUAAUUCUGUUGCUCAUGAGCUAGCUCAAUGGGAAAAACAUAAGAAAUCCUCCAUGUCCUGGUCUGUGCCUCCUGCCUGGCUAGCACCAACAGUUGAGGGGACCAUUAGCCUUUUUGAAGGCCUUUGA